This is a messenger RNA of Alnus glutinosa, 627 nucleotides long. RefSeq lists its product as uncharacterized. The transcript has 3 exons. Lineage: Eukaryota; Viridiplantae; Streptophyta; Magnoliopsida; Fagales; Betulaceae. Bases 1 to 627 code for a protein of 208 amino acids. The record is from RefSeq and is a predicted model, not a curated record.
AUGUUUAAGGUUGGGAGUGGAGAGAACAUUUUCCUAUGGUUGGAUAAUUGGCAUCCAGAUGGGGCGUUGCUUGACAGGUAUGGUCCUCGGAUCAUAUAUGAAGCAGGGAGCCAUUUAAAUGCUAAGUUAGCCACUGUUAUUCAGGAAAAGAAUUGGUAUUGGCAGGCAGCAAAGUCUGAAAACCUUGUGAAGAUCCAAAGCAAGCUGCCUUUGGUGAGUAUUGAUGAGGAGGAUCAGCCUAUUUGGAGCAUUUCUAAGUCAGGGGGGUUCAACUGUGCUGAUUCCUGGAAUGCUAUUCGAACAAAGUACCUGCCAGCCACUUGGUGGAAGUUAGUUUGGUUUCCUGAAGCAAUUCCCAAGCAAGGUUGUAUUGAAGGAAGGUAUCAUUUGUUAUUUUAUUGUAGUUUUUGUAGAAGGGUAUGGAGGGUGAACCUGGAAAAGUGUUUGGUGGAUAACCCUCCUCAUGGAUGGGAUGCUAUUGUGGAAAGAGGAAUAAAAGAAUGGAAGGGCAGGGAGUUGAAGGCUGUACCCUGUAAACUGGCUGAAAAUACUGCAGUUGAAGGAGAGGAUUUACUGCUGAGUGUUGGUUGCUGGCUUCAGCACUCGAUUGAAGCUUCUGCAGAGUAA